CCCCUAAUUAAUAGCCACCGGCACAAUGCUUCCUUGAAACUGUGAUAUCCAACAUAUCCCCGCAGUCUCAUUUACUUGCAGCGAGCAAGUUGUUCCAUUCUCCGAUUUUCCGAGUUGUGACCCGGCUGUGACUCGCCUAAUCCUUAAUUUCUAAGAUCCUGUUCAGAAAAUGGCAGAAGGAGAUGAGAACUUGCCAAGAGACGCGAAGAUUGUCAAAUCGCUGCUGAAAUCUAUGGGUGUGGAGGACUAUGAACCUCGUGUUAUACAUCAGUUUCUUGAGCUAUGGUAUCGUUAUGUCGUUGAUGUUUUGACAGAUGCUCAGGUCUACUCAGAGCAUGCUGGAAAAUCUGCAAUUGACUGUGAUGAUGUGAAGCUUGCUAUUCAGUCAAAAGUAAAUUUCAGCUUUUCACAACCACCACCAAGAGAGGUUUUACUAGAAUUGGCUAGAAACCGGAACAAAAUUCCAUUACCAAAGUCAAUAGCUGGACCGGGUAUGCCACUCCCACCUGAGCAAGAUACAUUGAUUAGCCCAAACUACCAACUUGCUAUCCCAAAGAAGCAGUCAGUUCAGGCAACAGAAGAAACAGAAGAGGAUGAAGAAAGUGCUGAUCCCAACUCAUCUCAAGAACCAAAGACUGAUGUCCCACAGGGUACUCCUCAAAGAGUAUCCUUUCCCCUCACUAAACGUCCCAAGUGAGAAUCUCAUGUCGUUGCAGUUAGGAUGCUUGAAAACGCCAUGGACCCAUAUUGAGAGUGAUGUCCUGCAUUUGUAUUUAGAAGAAUUGAAAGGUGUACCAAAAACAGGAAUAGACAAGGAAGAAAAUAUAGAAUAUUCAAUUUCUUUUACGCUCAACAAUCAAUGUGUAUUAAUCUUUUAUGAAACUGUUAAUCAAACGCAGUGUUGUUUCAGGGAUAUACACAAAUAUUCUAGUCUUCUGUC
Messenger RNA from Ricinus communis (castor bean), 940 nucleotides. RefSeq names its product transcription initiation factor TFIID subunit 9. The coding region runs from base 170 to 697 and encodes 175 amino acids. Gene Ontology annotation, cellular component: transcription factor TFIID complex; SAGA complex. Gene Ontology annotation, molecular function: transcription coactivator activity; RNA polymerase II general transcription initiation factor activity; protein heterodimerization activity. The record is from RefSeq and is a predicted model, not a curated record. Gene Ontology annotation, biological process: RNA polymerase II preinitiation complex assembly; DNA-templated transcription initiation. The transcript has 3 exons. NCBI's taxonomy places the organism in Eukaryota, Viridiplantae, Streptophyta, Magnoliopsida, Malpighiales, Euphorbiaceae.